AUGAAACACUCUUUAUAUUUCGUAUCCUCCAAAUAGUAAUCCUUUUGGAAUAGAAACUUAAGUGCUUUGGUCAAUUACGAUUUUCAUUAAUUGUCUGAAGAUCAAAAGACCAUCGUGUUGUUUAAACAAGGUCAAAUACUCAAGAUAAUAACUCCUCGGAGAUACAAGAUUUAUAGACAACACUUAUUCUAUUUUCGAAAGAGUGGUGAAAUUGGGGGUUUUCUCCUUCUGAAAAAUGUUUAUUUUUCUUUUCGAAGCAAAGAUAAUACUUUUCUCAUUACUCUAUCACAUGAUUUUUAGUAAAUAGUGCUACAAUCAGGAAAUAAAACCGAGGAAGUUGACAAUUUUAUUCUUGAGUUAAAACAGAAUUGCAUUUAAGAAUCAAUCCCUGCAUCUUUCUAAAUUCCAAGAUAAAAAAUCGGAGAGGGCAUAACUUCAGAAGUGUUUGUGAUAAAUCAUCAAAAUAAUUAAAAAUUUGCAAUUAAAAAAGUGGUAAAGGCUCCUUUGGGACACAAAAUGAGAGAAAAACAGGCCAAGAGUUUGGCUGAAGAAAUAUUUAUAAUGAGAAGUCUAGACAAUCCCAACAUCCCAAAAUUGCAUGAAGUUUAUGAAAACGAUGAUUCUGUAGAAUUAAUAAUGACUUAUUACGAAGGAGGUCAUCUAUAUGAAAAACUAUAGAAUUUUUCACUUUAAUAGAAAUAAUAAUUAGUAAGAGAUAUUCUAGAAACUAUGAAUUAUGUCCAUUCAUAAUAAAUAAUGCAUCGAGAUUUAAAACCAUAAAAUAUCAUGUACAAAGACAAAGAUCCUUUCAGCAUUGAUAUAGCAAUAAUUGAUUUUGGAUUUUCUACAAACUAUAAAUAUUAAGAACAUGUAUUAUAUAAUUGUGGAACUCCUGGCUAUGCAGCACCCGAAGUCUAGGAAUAUAAGGAAAAACAAAAAAUGUAUACUACUUAAUGCGAUGUUUACAGUUUGGGAAUCAUAAUAUAUGAAAUAUUCUAUGGGGUACAUCCUUUCAAAUCAUCUAACUCAGGUAGUCUUAGUUUCAACGAUAAAAUCAAAUUGCCUUAAUCAUUAAAAAAUCUUCUAAUCUAAAUGACUCGAAUUUAACCUAAAUACAGAUUCACAUUAAAGGAGUGUCUAGAAUAAGACUUCUUUAAAGAGAAUCUAGAUUCUAAUUACUUGGAUGAUUUAUUAAAAUUCAGUUUGGUUGAUUCUAUCUAUUAGAAAUCUAAUAAUAUUUCAAGAAAAAAUUCUUUUGAUCCUUCAAUCAAAUUAGAAAGAUUAAAUAAACACGAAUCUGUUAAAAACAAAACUAUAAAUUCAACAGUUGCUGAAUCAAAAAAUCUACUUGGUAAAAGUUUUGGACCAAUCGAGUAGUAAUUACAAGAUGAUUUACAGUUUAGUGAGAAUCACAAUUGUCCUAAUGAUUUCAACAAUUUUCUUUAAAAAAGAAUAUGA
Paramecium tetraurelia is the source of this 1458-nucleotide messenger RNA. RefSeq lists its product as uncharacterized. Gene Ontology annotation, biological process: mitotic DNA damage checkpoint signaling; protein phosphorylation. Gene Ontology annotation, cellular component: cytoplasm; nucleus. Gene Ontology annotation, molecular function: ATP binding; protein serine/threonine kinase activity. NCBI's taxonomy places the organism in Eukaryota, Ciliophora, Oligohymenophorea, Peniculida, Parameciidae. The transcript has 5 exons. The record is from RefSeq and is a predicted model, not a curated record.